GCAAGCAUUAAGUUCUGCAAACUCUGUUUUUUCUCUGUCACAUCAGCUGUCCCUAAUGAAACAUUCCAGCUGUUUCUCUGCGCUGAGCUGCGGCAAUUAGACAUUUUGCAAUUAGACAUUUCGCACACUUUUUAAAAUCCGUUUUCAAUAGGCAUUGUUAAAAGAGUUGAAUAAUACUGUACCCAGUGGAAACUUCGUGACUAACGUUUCAAAGAACAUUGCAGGCAACUGAUGCUACAGCACAUUUGGACAGAGCAUGAUCUACACGCAAUAUGAUGUACAGAGAAAACCCAUUCGGCUCAUCGCCGCGGCAUGCAGUUCUAUGGGCAUUGGGAAGAACGGACAGCUUCCGUGGAAUUUACCGUCGGAAUUUCGGUUCUUUCUAGACACUGUAUCAGCUGUGUCCAGACCAGGAAAGAAAAACUUGCUGAUAUGGGGCAGAGGCUGCUGGUUUUCCUGUCCAGACAAUGUUUUCCCCAUUGAUAAUGGACUUCAUGUGGUGCUUAGCAGAGAGCUUAGCUCAGUGCCAAAGCACGCACACUACCUGUGUCAAGACUUCAACAGCGGCGUCCAGCUGGUCUGCCAGCCUCCUCUCUGUGACCUUGUGGAGACCAUUUGGGUUCUGGGAGGGUCACAGGUCUAUAAGGUGGGUUUGGAACAUCCCUGGUGUGACCUGAUCUACCUCACUGAUGUCAUGGCUGACUUUGACUGUGAUGUCUUCUUCCCUGAUUUUGACCGAGGUGUCUACAGAAAGCAGGAUAGGUUUCCUGGUGUACCAGAUGGGAUUCAGGAGGAAAACGGCAUUAAAUUUAAGUUUCAAGUCUUCAAGAGAGAGAUCUCCCAACAGAGCUCUAUCAAAGAGUCCAACGGCAAAUGACUCCAUGUGGUCUCAGACGCUCGAGAUAAAACAAUACA
This is a messenger RNA of Chanos chanos (milkfish), 915 nucleotides long. Its product is annotated as zgc:153031. The transcript is spliced from 6 exons. The record is from RefSeq and is a predicted model, not a curated record. The coding region runs from base 257 to 877 and encodes 206 amino acids. Gene Ontology annotation, cellular component: mitochondrion. Gene Ontology annotation, biological process: dihydrofolate metabolic process; tetrahydrofolate biosynthetic process; folic acid metabolic process. NCBI's taxonomy places the organism in Eukaryota, Metazoa, Chordata, Actinopteri, Gonorynchiformes, Chanidae. Gene Ontology annotation, molecular function: dihydrofolate reductase activity; NADP binding.